Molecule: messenger RNA, 1071 nt
Organism: Phaeoacremonium minimum UCRPA7
Lineage: Eukaryota; Fungi; Ascomycota; Sordariomycetes; Togniniales; Togniniaceae
Exons: 4
Coding region: 1-1071 (356 amino acids)
Source: RefSeq, a predicted model, not a curated record
AUGGGCAAGACCUCACUUGACUUUCUUUUCACCGACAAGAAGGCGUUUAAGCCAACUCGGGACUGGGCUGAGCUCAUUCGCUCCGGGAAGGACAAGUAUGCCAAUUGUCGCGUCGUCUCUUUCACCCGUGUGAAGAACCUUGACUCCAAAUGGAAACAUGAAUAUCUUCAAUUCAUUGUAGAAGAAGAAACCGGGAAGGAGCGGGCGCGUGUCUAUGCCGAACGAGGCAACGAAAAGGAUCUUGACUGGGUGACUGUUGGUCCAGCUGAGACCACAGAGACUGGUAGCCGUAGUGACGAUGAUUUGCCACUACCGCUGGCGUCGUUGAUCUUCGGUGGAAAAUCUGGACAGGAUGUCACUCAGCGCCCAACAGUGCUGGAAAUUGCUGAGAUCCUAGCAGCUACAACGAUCAUCGGCGGUGCGUACGAAUUCUACGGACACAGUUGCUUCUGGUAUGCAUAUACUGCAUAUGACGCAAUCAAGCGACAGUUUGGCAAGUUUGCUACGGAAAAGGCGUGGAGAUGGCUUGACAUUGGGGGUGCUGGCAACGCCGGCGUCAAGGAUGCCAUAGGAUUGGGCUGGCCUUUCCUUUUCAAGUUCUACUACGUCGGUGAUGCAAAGAAAUUCAAGGAAGAGAGGGAGACCAACAUGGCAUUUUUCGGCGAUGAGCGUCGUCAGAUCGUAGACGCCAAUGAUAUUGUCAACCAGGUGGCGUCCAACCUAAAUACCGAUGGAUAUCGAUCCACCUACAUUGAUGCACUGCGAGCUCAGGGGAUUGAACUGUCCGAGGUAGAGAAGGCCAAGGACCAGGCCGACGACAACGCCAAUUGGGCCAAGGAGUUUGAUAAUUUGAGCCAAACUUUGAUCCAGCGAGUAUCAGCGGACCCCGAUGCCAACAAAUAUGCCAAGUACUACGAAGACUUCACGAUCCCAUCCGAAAUGAUCCCGCAAGAACUGAGUGAGAUGCCGACAGCCGAGAAGAUGGAAAGUGCGUUGGAGGAGACUGCACAAGCCCUGAAAGUUGUUGUUGGUCGCAUUUUGUUGGAAGCUCAAAAGGAGCAUGGACCCUAA